AGAAGCUAUUCUUGGGUUUAUUCAAAGUUUUACUCAAACUAUUAUUCGUAAAGAUGACUGAGACAUCUGUAUCUCCAGCUCCAGUUGAAGAGAAAGCUCCGGCAAAGGUCGACUCGCCUAAAAAAGCUGCUGCCAAGAAACCAGCAACGAAGGCAACUCAUCCAAGUGCUGCAGACAUGGUCAUUGCUGCCAUCAAAUCUCUUGGUGAACGUGGGGGAUCAUCUCUUCAGGCCAUCAAGAAGUAUAUCGCUGCAACCUACAAGGUUGACGUUGAAAGGCAAGCACCGUUCAUCAAGAAGUUCCUCAAGGCCGCCGUCAUCAAGGGAACUCUGGUUCAAACCAAAGGAAAAGGCGCUUCUGGAUCAUUCAAACUUCCAGUUGAAAAAGCUGCACCUAAACCUAAAGCUGCCGCGAAGAAACCCGCUGCUGCAAAGAAACCUGCAGCUGCCAAAAAACCAGCAGCCAAGAAAGCAACCGGUGAAGCCAAAGCUGUCAAGAAGCCUGCAUCGCCCAAAAAAGCACCAGCUAAAAAAUCUGAGCCCAAGAAACCAGCCGCCAAAGCACCAGCCAAAACUAAAGCUGCUGCUUCUCCAAAAGCCAAGAAAGCUGCCAAGGCUCCAACAGCUAAACCUAAGUCACCUAAGCCCAAGAAAGUUGCAGCUCUAAAAGCACCUAAACCUGCAGCUAGGAAAGCACCUGCAGUCAGAAAUUAAAUACUCAAUCCACUUAUAUAAACAUUUAAAAACAAACGGCCCUUUUCAGGGCCAACCAAAUUUUUCAAAACGUAAAGAACUCUUUGGGAUUUCAAAAUAGUUCAAGAUAUUGAUCACCCACGAUCUUCCUCUGUUGACCCUUAAUAAUUACAAUUCCUAAAUAAUCUUCCGACCAUUACGUGGGUGUCCAUGUAAAUUUUGAUAAUUUUACUCGUCUCCUUAGACAAGUUACCAAUUUUUCUAAUUACUUCGAUUCAGACUUUUAGUUUUUUAUUAUUUAUACUUUUAGGUCUGUUACAAUUCAAUUCCUUGCCAUAAAUUUCCACCUCGAUCGCUUCAUACUUCCACCGAAAUUAUUUAUACUAAUUAUAUUCAAAACGGUAAAUAAUUGUUAAAGAAAAAUGAAUCUGCUUCAGUAAUUUAAAAUUAAUAAAUUAAAAACCAGUAAUUAGUAGAAUGUAGAUUUGGAAUAUAAGAUAGAAGUUUCAUUUGUGGCCACUGCUUCAUUAUUGGAGAUAUAAUACUUUAUUAAAAAAAUUUAUAUAUUGUUGCGUAUUUUCCAAAUUAUUUUAUUCAAAAUUUCUAAGUGGUUAAAACUGCCUCUAAAGUGGCCAGAAACGAUACUUUUCCUCACAAGCGGAAAAACCACCGGCUGAGAGCUUCUUCCUAGUAACGUCAGAGAGAUUGACCAAUGCGAAAAUUGGUAGAAGUCGCAGAUAAUUUUUCAGCCAAUGAGAAAAUUCCAGUAGCAACUGAAAUCUUCAGCCAAUGAAUGCGUUUCAUGUCGCAGCUCUUUUAAGUAAUUUUGGAACUAAUCAAUUUGAAUUAUGGAUUUUAUUAUUGGCUGAAAUUUCGCG
Messenger RNA from Microplitis mediator, 1570 nucleotides. RefSeq names its product histone H1-III-like. The transcript has a single exon. NCBI's taxonomy places the organism in Eukaryota, Metazoa, Arthropoda, Insecta, Hymenoptera, Braconidae. Gene Ontology annotation, biological process: nucleosome assembly; chromosome condensation; negative regulation of DNA recombination. The record is from RefSeq and is a predicted model, not a curated record. Gene Ontology annotation, cellular component: nucleus; nucleosome. The coding region runs from base 54 to 713 and encodes 219 amino acids. Gene Ontology annotation, molecular function: structural constituent of chromatin; nucleosomal DNA binding; double-stranded DNA binding.